This is a messenger RNA of Lithohypha guttulata, 1665 nucleotides long. RefSeq lists its product as uncharacterized. The transcript has 2 exons. The record is from RefSeq and is a predicted model, not a curated record. NCBI's taxonomy places the organism in Eukaryota, Fungi, Ascomycota, Eurotiomycetes, Chaetothyriales, Trichomeriaceae. The coding region runs from base 1 to 1665 and encodes 554 amino acids.
AUGGGUAGCUCAUUCGAUCGUGAUACGGUCAAGAGCAAGACUCACACUCGUCAUUCUUCCAUUACUAGCAUUCCAAGACCAUCAUCUGGAUCGUCCCGUCAAGCAGAUCCAAUCCGCAAGACGUCCAAGUCAUGUUUGACCAGAACACCAUUGCCAUCACCAGAGGGCGCAAGACGACCAGUGCGUAGAUUCCUUAUGGAUCGUAACCACGAUCUACCACGAAGCGUACUACCUGGAUCGGACACCAUUCUACCACACCUCGAUACCUACGAGCCUCUUGAGGAUGUUUCAGCCAUUCCAGCACAAGCCACUGUGAGAAGCUUGGUGAAGUCUCAAACAACACCAGCACUGCUCUCUCCACACGUGGAUAUCCCUGCUCGCAGUCUACUACGUCCCUUACCCGCACCCCUACCACGAUCGUGUACUUACGAUGAUAUUGCCCCGCCGCGACAAGUACUUGGUCCGAGUCAAUAUACAGCUCAAACUCCACCAAAGAAGGAGAAGGAACGAGGAGCGCUGUCUGUGCGAAACUGGCUGCCUGUAUCUCCGUACGUGUUCCUUUCAGGUAGGAAGACGAGGAGCGAGGAGGACGUUUCGUGCCAUGCGGCAGGUCAAUUGCAACACGGUCAGAGCAAAUAUCUCAUUGAGAGUGAAGAAUUUGUCGGAGAAAGGCAUGUGCAUGUUCAUACUGCCCAGCCCGCGCAGUACUGGUUAGGACGAUAUAUGGCUAUGCUUGACCGCUUGCGAACAACGAAGCUAAUCCCAGCACCACCGGCUACAAAUCACGACCGGCGCAUAAUACGAAGAGCAAAGACAAGCAUGGAGUUUGAUCGUGCCGAAAAGGACAUUAAGGCAGAAGCUCUAGGAGUCUUGAGGUCGUUGUGUCAGACUCAGGCUGCAUAUGAUAGCUUCAAGACUUUCACAGUCUCUUUACGGGCCAAGGAUCCCGACUUCAUGCCUCCAGGUAUCAAGACAAGCAGCCAGACUUUGCGAGGCCAGACCGAGCGCAGAGCUCAUGCAGCCGAACCAGGUCAACCACCUACGAAGGCAGAGCGGAGGGAUCUUACUGGUACUCUUCCUCGAACCACAUUUCGAAAGCCACCAGUAUCAAAGCCGCCACGCUACCCUACAAAAAGCUUUACGUUAGACACUUUCAGCAGUAAAGGAUCUGUUGAUAGCUUGGAUUCGGUCAGCAAGCGAGGACAGGCACGCUUUCAGACACACGAUCAACAAGAACUGGAACAGGGCAACAUUCAAGGGAGACAAGGCCGAAGCACUCGCGAGACCUUUGCAGAAUCAAGCUCCGAUCAACAGUGUCCAGCUACGCAACGUAACACGGGCCCAAGUAUCAUGAAGCUGCGCAUAUCUCCUACAUCUAGAGAUCGAAAAGUUACGGCAGUGCCAGCUAACACCUUUGCAUCUCAUGCUCAGGUCGACACCGUGACUCCAUCUAUUUCGAGCUACCCAAGCAUGUACCAGCUAGCCCCUGCUGCCGAUGGUGGAGAAGAGCGAUAUGCCCACCAAGUCGAAUCACCAGGUCAAGGUCGUCGUUUUCGAAAAUCAGAGAGUAUGAAGAAGCUCGUUGAUGUCAGUCUGAAAGAGUUGAAGAAGAUGGGCCAUCGCGUGAGCAAUACCAGUGCCUCUGAUGGCAAGCAGGACAUCUGA